AUGGCUGGGGAAAGGCUUCAAACACGAGACAAGGGUUGGAUGGGAACACUGGACAUACCUAUGCCUCCUCCUAGCCUUUACUGUGAUUUAUUGUUGGUUGAGAAAGAAAGUGGGAUACUUGAAAGAUUAUUGGAGAAUGUCCAAAUGUUAAGAUCCCACUAA
Sphenostylis stenocarpa is the source of this 162-nucleotide messenger RNA. NCBI's taxonomy places the organism in Eukaryota, Viridiplantae, Streptophyta, Magnoliopsida, Fabales, Fabaceae. The record is from the annotation of a GenBank genome assembly.